Molecule: messenger RNA, 195 nt
Organism: Prorocentrum cordatum
Lineage: Eukaryota; Dinophyceae; Prorocentrales; Prorocentraceae
Source: the annotation of a GenBank genome assembly
GCGCUCCGCGAGCGUGACCUGCGCGAAGCGGCCUCGGCGGAGUCGCUGCGGCGCCAGCGGGAGGAGUCGGGCGCCGCGCUGCGGGAGGCGCAGGCGCAGGUUGCCAGCCUCGUCUGCGAGGUGCAGGAGCUCGAGGCGCACAACGCGCAGCUGCAGGCCGCGCUGGCGGCUCCGGGCGGCGCGGCGAGCUGCUGA